Patiria miniata (bat star) is the source of this 5125-nucleotide messenger RNA. RefSeq names its product sodium- and chloride-dependent taurine transporter-like. Lineage: Eukaryota; Metazoa; Echinodermata; Asteroidea; Valvatida; Asterinidae. The record is from RefSeq and is a predicted model, not a curated record. The coding region runs from base 167 to 2206 and encodes 679 amino acids. The transcript is spliced from 14 exons. Gene Ontology annotation, biological process: sodium ion transmembrane transport. Gene Ontology annotation, cellular component: membrane.
CAUCAUGCUUUUCAUCUCGCGCGCACGUAUCACAUCACAUCACACACGGCCGUACACAUAACGCGCGGUGCCGCCGGUGGACAUCGUACAAGUACAAGUGCACGUGCAUAGCACAGGUUCAAACGUACGUAUUGACGUUGAACUUGAAGCGGAAAAAAAAUCCAAAAUGGGCGACGCAUCAGAAGCAGGUUUGAACCACAAGCACGAAAAUGGCUUGGAGUUGGUGAGCCAGGCCGAUCGCAAAAUGACGACCAAGGAUUUGGGCGAUCUGGAGGGGGAUGGUACCGAGAAGAAGGUGCCGGAGGCAAGAGAGCAGUGGGGCAGCAAGUUGGACUUCCUGCUGGCACUGAUUGGCUUCUCGGUCGGGCUUGGAAACGUGUGGCGGUUCCCGUAUCUCUGCUUCAAAAAUGGAGGAGGUGCCUUUCUCAUCCCCUACCUGAUCUGCCUGGUGGUAGGCGGGGUACCACUCCUGCUGCUGGAGCUAGGACUGGGCCAGUAUAUGGCCCAGGGAGGCAUCGGUGUCUGGAAAAUUUCUCCGCUGUUUAGAGGUAUUGGUCUCGGUAGCGUGGUUAUACUGGUGCUGUUGGAUAUCUACUACAUAGUCAUCCUGGCCUGGUCGCUGUAUUACAUGUUCAUGUCCUUCACCUCCGUCCUCCCCUGGUCCCACUGCAACAACAUCUUCAACACCGCCACCUGCAGGGACCCGACUUUGCUGGGGGUCCCCGGUUCCACGUUUUGGGUAUGCGACCACUUCUGGUUGAACAAGACCAUCCCGCCAGUACCCGACACCUUGGUGAACAUCACGGAGGCCUUGGACAACUGCACGGAUCUGGAGGGCAUCAACCGAACAAGUUCAGUCACCGAGUUUUGGGAGCGCAAGAUCCUUCAGAUACAUCUUUCCGAAGGGCUCGAAGAUAUCGGAGCCCCCAAUUGGCAGUUGACACUGAGCCUCCUCCUGGCCUGGGCACUGGUGUACUUGUGCGUUUUCAAAGGUGUGAAAAGCUCUGGAAAGGUGGUGUAUUUCACAGCUACGUUUCCUUACAUCUUGAUCACCAUUCUCCUCAUCAGGGCAGUGACACUGCCAAACGCAGCAGAGGGAUUGCUGUAUUACGUGAAGCCGGAUCUGGCACGACUCGCAGAUGGUGAAACAUGGCUGGACGCUGCCACGCAAAUUUUCUUUUCCUACUCGCUGGGAUUGGGCAACAUGGCUGCCUUGGGAAGCUACAAUGCAUACAACCAUAACUUCUUCAGGGAUGGCAUCAUCUUCGCAGUCGUCAACAGCUUCACGAGUAUUUACUCAGGAGUCGUCAUUUUCUCCGUGCUGGGGUUCAUGGCGGGCAAACAGAGCGUUGACGUGUCUAAGGUAGUCAAAUCCGGUCCUGGCCUGGCAUUCAUUGCGUAUCCAGAAGCCGUGGUUCAGAUGCCCCUCCCCACACUCUGGGCCAUUCUGUUCUUCUUCAUGCUUCUCCUCCUUGGAAUUGACAGCCAGUUUGUUGGUGUUGAGGGCUUGGUGACUGCCAUAGUGGACUCCUUCCCAAGUCUUCGUAAGGGCAAGCGACGUCCGCUGUUUGUAUUGGCCCUGUGCUGUGUGCUGUUCCUGGCUGGCAUCCCGAUGACUUGUUAUGGUGGUAUGUACGUAUUCCAGUUGUUUGACGCCUAUGCAGCAAGCGGUUUUGCACUUCUGUGGGUAGCUUUCUUUGAGGCGGUGGUCAUAGGCUGGGUAUACGGGGCCGACAAUUAUUACAAUGAUUUCAACAAGAUGCUGAAUUUUCGUCCGAAUCCUUACCUGAAAGUCUGCUGGAUGUUCCUCACUCCACUAUUCACCUUGGGAGUUUUCAUCUUCAGCUGUGUGAGCUAUAAACCUUUGGUCUACAACGAUUACCAGUAUCCACCAUGGGGCCAGGCAUUGGGUUGGAUAAUGGCUACUGCCUCCAUGGUGCAAAUCCCCAUCUUCUUCAUCUAUAAGAUGCUGACAAGUAAAGGAUCACUCCGGGAGCGUUGGAACUACCUGACCACUGCCAAAGUGCAGGCGCAUCAGGUAGCAGGGUACUUUGAUGAAGACGUGCCAGAGCAGCAGAUGAUGACUACAAUUCCCUCUGCACCAGCGACGAGGAUGGCCAAUGGGGAGGAGCCUCCAUCCUACGAUGCGGCCAUGAGCGUCGAAACAGCAGAAAAAGGAGGACUCCUUGCGGAUAACAGCGUGUAAAGCUUGCCAAGUGUAGUUAUAGGGGGAAGCCAGUGGUAAAAAGGUUCUCUAUAGCAAAUGCAAUUCUACAACCACAACGCUUCUCUCGACUUUUACCACCAUCAUCAUCCUUAUCAUCAUCAUCUUCCAACUCGCUCCUCUGUUCAUCCACAUCCAAGGCUCACACUGCUGCUUUGCUACUUCCACCAACUUUGACACUUCUUCAGCCCAUCGCGAGAACGGACGACCUCCUCCGGAUUUGGCUUUAAGCCCCGCCCACCUUUGGUUUGAAGCUCCGCCCACCUUUGGUUUGUAUUCAUCUCUUACGGUGUUUUAUGACCGGGUUUGAUUACACUACCCUGGUCACCUAACCAAAAAUCGUGAUCUAAUUGGUCAGUUAACACUUUCAUCAUUCAGUUAAAGGUACAUAUGAUCAUCUGCUUUUUGCAAAUUCUUUUCCCCCCGUUUGAAACUACAAAAGUUCUCAAAAAUUUUGUGGGGUGCAUGUAACAACUAACCUGUUGGAAGUUGUAGCCAUGUGGCUACAAACAUCAUGUUCUUGGAGGAUCUCGAUAACUUGUAUGAUGGUAAAAGUGGGGGAAAAAACUAAAAUGAAUUAUAACAAACAUGUUUUUGCUGUUUGUUCUGUUCUGUUUUUACAUUCGAUAAUUUUUUUUUUACAUUUUCUUUUCUUUUGAAAGGCAAAGCCAAUUAAUUAUUGCAACAAUUUAACAAUCAGUAUUUUCAGUUGGAACGUGUUUUGUAUUAGUUUUAGAUCAGUGUUGUAAGUAUAAAAAUCUUCAAGAAAUAUCCAAACGUACCAAGCAAUUCCACAUUUCUGUCAGGAUUCACAAGGAGAACUGGAGACUCUGAAUUUGGCACUUGAGACCUUAAAGUGGAGUUUCUUUUUGAAUAGCUAUUUUUUUUAGCAAUACAAAAGUUAUGCACUUGUGAAUGAGACGUCAAACAAAACGUUUAGGUAGGGAAUAAUUAGUUUACAACUUUCAAACUAUUUGCAGACCGACAAUUAUUUAGGCGCAUCUUUUUUUGCGUAAUGGUUGCAAAAGCAACCAACAAUAAUACCUUUAGAUAAGGUAUAAGGUAAAAUUUUCAGAGGGUUAAAAAAUGUCCAAAAUAGUAAAUAAUUCUCGUGCGAAUUGAAAACUCAUCAGAAGAAAAUCAUUUGAGAUAACAAACAGCAAAAGUAGAGCAACUUUAAGAUUUCUGUUUAAAACUAAAUAAUGCUGUGUGAUCAUUGUAAAUUUGUAUUCCCGUUAACGCACGAAAAGCAUGAACUGAAAUUAUAGUGAUUAAAUAUGUUAAUUUUUUUAUGUGUUUAAAUUAAUUUUUAAUAUCACUCAGUUUUAAGUGGACCAAUAAUUUUAGCACAGGGAAUGAUAGCAAAGUUACUGACAUACCGGUAGCAGAUAUUAGUGUAUCUAAGAAAGCUGAACAAACCCUAAACAAAAAGGGACUUUUUAUGUUUGAGCAAACGUUAGGGUCUUCAAAGUGAAAACGGCAUUCACUUUAAUAGACUGGAACAUCAGAACUGACUAACUGAGUAUUUUGCGUUUGUUUAUGGUGUUAAUCCAGGAUACACACGUGCAUCACCAUCGAUAAAUCGAGGACAGAAACCGAAUCGAGGACUCCUGGGUUGAAAACGUGUACAAAACCAAUGAGAGCUCUUGCGAAAAAGAAGUACAAACAAAGAGAAAGGGAAGAGGAACACACAAAAAUCCUUGAUUUACACCAUAAACAAACGUGUAUGUGUGUGUGUGUGUUAAGUUGGAGAUAUUUAUCUUGGACAAUCGUUUUAUUCAAAACCUUGAAUACAUGUCUAUAGGGUCCUUGAAGUAGUAACUUUUGACCUUAUUCUAGAGACUUUUUAGAUAUUCAUUUUAGCCAUCUGAAACUUAAAAAAACUUAAUAUCCAUCCUCCCCUCCCCCACCCUUUAUCAAUCUGGUCAUCAGUUUUUGCCCCACCGCCACUCCCACAACACACUCGCACUAGCAAGCUAUUUCAUGACCAUUUUCACAAAAACACGCCUUGAUUUCAACAUCAGUUUGAUCCUUUUUUUUCUGGUUUAGAAUAACAGGGAAAUAAUCAAAUAAUGGACAAAUUAUAGCUGUUGGUCAAACCCAAGGAGAAAAAUUUGAGAAAAACUGUGGGGUUCGUUUGCUGUUAAACCAGAUUAUCCAAAGGCCCAUGUUAUCGAUCAGUUUGUCUGACUUUUAACCAGUGGAUUGAAAAUGUUGUUAUUGAUCAACUGUUUUCCUUUUCCGUCAAAGGCCAGGUCACAUUUGUGCAAGAUGGCAAACACCUGUACAGUUUUUGUAGCAAAGACACAGAGACACAUGACGUGAUUUGUUGCGCACCAAGUUGAAGAUACAUAACAAAUUCAAAUCACUUUUUUUUUAUCAGUGAGCUGGAUAAAAGAUUGAUGUGUUAUCUCAAAGCAAUUUUGCAUCCCCCUCCCACGAUUUGUUGUUUUCAAUGACCCUCCCCCCGGCCACCACAAAAAAAAUGAAAAAAAUAUAACAACCCAUAAUUGAACCAUUUCAUUUGUAAAACCAUGCUUGUCACUUACAUCAACAUGAUGGCACAUGGUGGUGGUGGUGGGGACAUUUGAUCAAAAAAAUAACAUGCAUUGAAAAAGGUUCAUUGGGAAUUUAAUUAUACUAACGCCUUUUAUUUGUCCGUAUACAGGUUUAUCGGGUAUGAGUAUUUCUACGCUGUAAACUGAAUGCUUAUCUUUACAUUUGUGUUUUCAUUUCAACUAAUUUUGUCUUUGGCAAUGUAAAAUAAUUUAUGAUAAUUAUGCUGUGUAUUGAGUGUGUAUUAAUUUCCUUCAAAAGGAUUUUUUAAAAAUUAUAUAAGACAAUCUUAUUGUGGUUUUAAAUUGAAAGUAUAAUAACAAAAACACUACAUUGUAUACAACA